Molecule: messenger RNA, 4734 nt
Organism: Thrips palmi
Lineage: Eukaryota; Metazoa; Arthropoda; Insecta; Thysanoptera; Thripidae
Product: erythroid differentiation-related factor 1
Exons: 20
Coding region: 147-3953 (1268 amino acids)
Biological process (GO): positive regulation of DNA-templated transcription
Molecular function (GO): protein binding
Source: RefSeq, a predicted model, not a curated record
CUUAUCCGAAUGUUUGUGUAACUUGAUCCUUAUUUUUCUCUCGCUGUUGUAGGUUACAUUUGUAGAUUUUUUUUGUGGUUGAACGUAUAUUUAUUGAAUUCCAAGUAGAAACCGACCAAGGAUCGGUUCAUUUGUCUCUGAAAACAAUGGAGGAUUCGAAUGGCACGGAUGACAACCAAAAACCACGAGAUGCAGAGCUUCCCUUGAAAGACAUGAGGAAUUGGCAGCUCAUGCCAGCAGCGAAUGAAUCUCCAGUUAAAUCUACAGCUGUAGUAAAGUACUCAGCUGUGCCACAAGCUGCUUCUUUUGCACAGUUACAAUGUAAUACCGAUUUGAAUUUGCCACCAUCUAAUUGGUUAACAAGUUCAGCUGAAUCGUAUGGACUUCAGCAUGUGCCAGCACACUCGACAGGUUUUUCAAGCUUUCGUUUGGCUCACAUGUUCCCAGACUGUGUCGGUCAAGUAGAUGUUGUAUCAGAUGCGGAAAAUAUUAAGAAGCUACUGAAGAUUCCUUACAGCAGAGGCGUAGUGAGUAUGAUGGUUCAUAGAGUGGAGAAUACGCUUCUGAUAGAUGACUUUGAUGUUCAUAAACUAUUAUUACAACAAUCUAAAUCAGACUGGGAAUGGCUACGUGAGUUUCUACUCAGCAAUGUUCUUCAAAGUAUGAGUAUUAAGGAUAAAGGCCUGGUACCAAAUCAUAGAAGAUCUGCUCUUCAGAAUAGGCAACUUGUCAGCAAGUUUUUACAUCACAGUCUUGCUGCUACAGAUCCACCUCCUCCUCCUCCACCACUUCUUGAACCAGCCUCCAGACUCCCCUUAUCUACAAAAGAGCCACCACUGCCUGAACCACAAGUCACAGAAGAACUUCCCGACUCUGGCUCAAAUCAUAGAUUUUUAAGAAAUGUUGUAUGGAAUUUUGAGGAUUUGCAAAUGCUGUUGGGGACUGAUAUGCCUAUUUUUGGUGGUUCAACUCAUCCAUGUAUUAGUCUGCGACUAUGUGAUGUGGCAAAACCUAUCAGUGUUCUUACUGGGAUUGAUUAUUGGUUAGACAAUUUAAUGAGUAAUGUGCCUGAGGUAGUUAUGUGCUUCCACCUCGAUGGGAUUGUUAAGCGGUAUGAAUUGGUAAAAACUGAAGAUUUGCCAUAUUUGAGUGACUCAAAGUUUUCAGCAAAGCAUAUAAGAGAUGUGGCCCAAAACAUUUUGUCUUUCCUCAAGACUAAUGCUGCCAAGGCAGGACACACUUAUUGGUUGUUUAAAGGGAAGGAUGAUGAUGUUGUGAAGUUGUAUGACUUGACAUCACUAUGUGACAAUGUGGAUGACAAAGGGCAGAAUCCAUUUACGGUUCCUGUGGCAAUGCUGCUGUAUCGAGUUGCUCGCAACAUGAAGCACUCAAUGGAAAGCCAACACAAGAGGAGCACCAUAGCAGUUCUUUUAGAAAACUGUGUAAGGUUGCUGGAUGCUCAAAAAUAUCCUCAGAUUGUCACAUCAGCUCGCUAUAUGCUGUCAGAUUUAUUUAUACCAGCUACCUUAGACCCAGCAAAACCAAUAUUUGAUGAUGAAUUGGAUGAUGAAGAAAGGGAACAGGGAAAUCAGAAUUUAAAUUGUACCACUACCGGCUCAUUCUUUAACAAAAAGAAGACUCAAACUGAUUCAAAGAGCCCACGCAAGAAAUCCUCUUAUAAUUCUCUUAUUCCAUCCUCUGACUCAGAAGAAUCUGAAGAUUUCAUUGAACCUGAGAGAAAGCAACUCUUCAAAGAUUAUCCAAGAAAUUCGCUUACGUCUGUGAUGGCAUUGAAUAUCUUGAAUAAUGACACUCAAUCUAAAAGUGAAACAGAUGAUGAGGAAGUUCCAGUUUUCUCUAAACCCCCUCCUCUUGCUGCAAGUGUACCAGAACGCUGUAUGUUGGCAUUGAAACAAGUUGCUGUUGGUCUUCAAUGUCUUCAGUAUUUUGGACAGUCUGAGCAGAAAAACUCAAAUGGUGAACAUCAGAUGCCAGAAGAAGAGGAUGCUCCUCAAAUGGCUAAACCAUUUGAGCCUAUUCCCAUGCCAUACAUCCCUCUUAAGAAACCAGAUCAAAAAGAGGAAAAUGAUAAACCAGCAGAAAAACAUAUGGAGAAACACCAUGAAAAGCAACCAAAGAUCAAAAAGAAUAAAAAUAAAAAUGCAAAGGGGUCUAGCAUUAAUGAUGAUGUGAAUAAACCUGAUGGAAUAAAGAAUCUGUUGUGUCCAAUGCCUGCUGGCUGUAUGCCUACCUGGCAGACUCCUGACGCAAAUGACAAUGCUUCAUGGAACACACAUCUCAAGACACUCUUGUAUGAAAAAGCUUGUCUUGUAUAUGCCACAUUAGCUGAGCAUGACUACGCAUCCGAAAGGUUCGGACGGGCUGUGCAAAUGGUGGGGCGAGUUCUCCGCUGCCGAGAAGUCCUGGAUCGUUUACUGGGACCCUCUAAGAGGCCGCGUCGAGGGCUUGAAAGCUACCUUCUGGGCAGAGCAGGUGACUGCUGUUUCAUGCUAGUGCAGGACUGGCCCAAGAUUGAUUCUCAUCGACGGGAUCUGGUGUCUAACACUGGCGUGGAUGCUGAAAUUGAACAUGAAAUGUUUCGGGACUGUCCGGACCUGGACAGUGUGGAAUUGAGUCUUUUGCCUGAAAAACUUGAAUCAAUGGAGCAAAUGCUGAAGACUGGGCUUUCCUGCUACAAGAGAGGCCUCGAACUCAGCCCAGAGCUUGUAAACUUCAAUCGAAGAAUAGGGAAUGUACAUAAUGAACUAGGUUGCCUGUACAUGAGCCAAGCCCAGGCCAAAUAUGAUGACACUGUUAAAAAAAUGCAAAUGAGCUAUGCAAGGAUGGAUCCCUUGGUCAAGUCAGCAUUUAGGGCAAAGUUUGACCAAUCCUUGGAACAUUUAGAAAAAGGAUUGUCAUCUUUUGAGGCCGUUGAUGACAAGGCAAAUGUGGCUCUGCUUUACUCAAAUAUUGGAAGAUUGCUUAGGUUGUGUGCCCACUUCUAUGCUCCUGCUGGUGCCGACCCUAAAGAGCAUUUCUUUCAUGAACGCUCAUUUUAUAACAGGUCACUCUCGAGUUACCAAAGUGCCCUUGAUAACUUAGGGCAGAGGAAGGGACAUGAGGAUAUUUGGGAUGCUGUUGUGUGGGAGCUUUCAACUGCGCUCUACAACAUGGCAGUUCUUGCUGUUGAGUCUCCUGCUCCACAUAUAAAAACAGCUGAUGAGGCUGAAAGAGUGGCAGUAGAUCUCCUCUUUCGUGCUUUGAAGUACUGUGACUCAGAAACUCCAGGAACACGACAACCAAUUUAUCAGUAUCGAGCAGCAUCAAUUCAUCACAGACUGGCAGCUCUACAUCACAAAUCAUACAGAAAUACAUGGAAUAAAGAUGAAAGACAUGCACGAGCUGUACUUCAGUCCAGCCGACUCCACUAUGAAAAAGCUUGUGAUAUGUAUACUUCCUUAGAGCGUCCAGGAGAGUACCUCAAUGCUCAAAUGGAAAGGGUUGCUCUAGCUGAAUUCAUUGCUCUAAAUGCUACCACCCCUGCUGCCAGGCUCCGAGCAUAUAAUGCAGUUUUAGAGCUACUUUUUAGUGCUGCCCCUAUGUUGCAUGUUCUUGCAUCACGCAUGGAUGCAAGUAAAGGAGGCGGGGACAUGCCAAUGUUCUUUGAAGAAACGCCCGCAGCUGAAGAAGAAGAAGUUAAAAGAGAAUUAGGUUUUUUAAAUCUUUUUGAGCAGCGUCUCCAGUCAAAUCUACUUGCAGCUACAAAAUCAAAUGCGCAAUGUUCUAAAAAGGAAGAGAGUGGUGGUUCUGUAUAUAAAACAAUGUACAGUCUGUCUUUGCGUGCUCCUGUUCAUAUCACAAUAGAAAAUAGGGAAGCUGUAACAGCAACUGCUAAGCAUUUACAUUCUGUUGUUCAAAAGAUAGUAAAUGUUUGGAAAUCUUCAAAUAAGUAGUAAACAUUGACACAUCACAUAACUCUUUUAAGAGAAGCCAAAGUCAUGAUGUUUGUGAUUUCUUUUAGAAUAAGGCUGCUUUUAUGUAAUCUGAUGGUUGUGACUGAUUUAAUUUUUUAAAUCUAAAACAUUAUUGUGUAUCUCUUGAGUGUAGUACUGACUUAAAGCCAAGUAAUUUACUGUUCAUCUCUCAAUUGAAGCUGUCCCCAAUCGCCAUGAUGUUACAGAUGAGAAAAGUCUGGGACCAUUAUUGUUUACUUAUCAUUGAAACAUGACCAAAUCAAAACUCUUUAUGAAUAUAAAGUAGAAGCUGCUGCUUAUCCUUCCCUCUACAGUCUACUGUUUAAAAAUUGUGGUUUGUAUCUGGAAAUAUAUGGUUGUCUCAGUUCAGUUCCAAGAUUGAAUCCCUUACAAUUCUUUUUCUAAACUGCUAGUGCUGUGAAGUAUAUUUUCAUUUUGACUAUCUGCUUCAAUAGGAAGCUGUGUGAUACUCUAUUUUUGUUGUGUUCAUCUUUUGACAAGUGUUUCUUCUGUUUUAAUCUUUCAGUUUUAUCUUUUUAUCUUUCUUUGUGGUGCUUGACCUUAGUUGAAUCUCAUUUUUAAAUGAUGAUUUUUUUUGUGUGUACAUAGCAAAGCCGUCCUUUUUCUAUACCUUUUGUUGUAAAACUUGUGUACGUUGUAAUUUUCACCAGUCAAAGUAACCCUUGUCUAGGGGUUAUUGAGUAUUGAAGGCUGAUAAACUACGUACUAAUAUUGUACGUAAGAAAGUACCAACUUAAAU